GGACAGCACAGUAGUGCGCUGUCGCCUGAAGCAACACCGGAGACUGGGUUAUUGGCAGAGGAGUUUUCUCAGCUCUUCCAGAGAUCAGUGAGGCAGAAGGGCGCGAGAGAGGGAGAAUUUGAGAGCAAAAGCUGUGCGUUUACAAGGACUAGGGGUGAAAGGCUGGAAAUGUACAAGGUGGGCCGGCUCUCUAGGAAAAGUUGAAAUUUCAGUAGUUGAAUUAGUAUGGAUAAGCUACUGGAGUUUGGAAGGAAAGCCCUGUUUUAUGUGAGAGUCCUGUCUGGGUAUGAAGAGCGCAGAAUUCGAAAUUUUAGGUUGCAGCUUGAGAAACAAAUCAAACAGGCACAAGAAAGGAAGGCAGCCUUGAGAAAGAUACCAGAGAAGGCUAUUUUGGGGGAGGUUCGCCGUAUGGUUGAGGAGAUGCAAACUUUAAAUAAGAAGCUUGAAGAAACAGAGGCUGCUAUUGAAGAUUACUUCAAGCCAAUUGACAAAGAAGCUGAGAUUGUAAUGAAAAUGCAACUUGAAGGAGAGGAGAAGACAAUGAAAGAUAUGAUGAAAACUAUGCAUCAACAGGCUUUGCUUGAGAAAGCUGAGGCAGAAAAAGUGACAACUCUCAAUCGGACAAAUGCAGAACAGCACAACCCGGAUCAAGUAUCCUCCACCACCCCUCAGCAAGCUCAGAAGAGAUGAUUUCAUUUGAAGUUGGUAACUUUAGUCUUAGAUAUGAUUUUGUAUGGGUGCAAUUUUGUUUUUGCUGUCUUUCUUAGUGUGCUUUGAUCAAUUGGUAAGAAAUAAAGCAGCCAAUUUAGAACA
Corylus avellana is the source of this 813-nucleotide messenger RNA. Its product is annotated as transcription factor IIIB. The record is from RefSeq and is a predicted model, not a curated record. Lineage: Eukaryota; Viridiplantae; Streptophyta; Magnoliopsida; Fagales; Betulaceae.